Molecule: messenger RNA, 2003 nt
Organism: Paramisgurnus dabryanus
Lineage: Eukaryota; Metazoa; Chordata; Actinopteri; Cypriniformes; Cobitidae
Product: CD48 antigen-like
Source: RefSeq, a predicted model, not a curated record
GUCGACGUCCCGCUGAAAAGCGUGGUGGGCUGGAAAAGUACGUGAUGCAACUCCCCCGAGUCUGCGUCCAAGUAUCCAGCCCGGAAACCGGAUGCAUCCACUUGAGAUCGGUUGGAUCUAGAAGCGGUGCAUGACGUCAGAAUUAACGCGGCUCUAGCUCCAGUUGUGACAAGAGAUAAGGAGGAGACAAGUAUGCAUAAUAAUAAUCGAGAAGCCCCUUCAGAAUAUAAGUGAGGCUGUGGAGGAGCGCGUUUCUGUCGGACAUUUGUCAUUAGAUUCACAGGAUGUUACAUCUGAGGAAACUUCUGCUUUGUGUGUUUUUUGUUAAAGGUGUGUUUGGAGAUGAAGUGAAGUCAGUGUCAGUGAUGGAGGGAUAUUCUGUUACUCUAGAAACUAAUCUUACUGAAAUACAGACAGAUCAGCAGAUACAGUGGUUUUUUGGGCCUCAGGGGAUUCCUAUAGCUCAAAUCUAUCCACAGAACAAUGCCUGUGAUCCAUGUGGGAGCUUCAAGGACAGACUGAAGCUGGACAAUCAGACUGGAUCUCUCACCAUCACAAACAUCACAAUCACAGACUCUGGACUUUAUCGACUAGAGAUCAUCAACAGCAAUGGAUCUCCAAAAAAGAGAUUUAAUGUUUCUGUCUAUGCUCGUCUGCCCAGUCCUGUCAUCACCUGUACCAAUAGCUCCUCAUCAUCAUCAAGCUCAAACUGUUCAUUAUUGUGUUUAGUGUUGAAUGUGACAGAUGUGAGUCUGUCCUGGUACAAAGGAAACAGUUUAUUGUCCAGCAUCAGUGUCACUGAUCUCAACAUCAGACUCUCUCUACCUCUGGAGGUUGAAUAUCAGGAUACAAACACAUACAGCUGUGUACUCAACAAUACCAUCACAAACCAAACUCAACAUCUCAACAUCAAUGAUGUCUGUCAGUGUUCAGGUUCAGGAUUUUUCUGGUUGUGCCAAGCAGUGGUGCCUGUGAUCUUAUUUCUAGUAGCAGUAACUGUAGUAGGAGCAGUAGCAGCAGCUGUCGAAUACUAUUACAGAAAUCAACAAACAGCACAAGACAAUCAAGAAGCAGAGCCAAUAAAAAAGAAACGCAUACUUCAUUUUAUGGAGGUCAGAGUUCCUGGACUACAGGAUGAAAAUUGAUUUAUACACCCCAUUUGUUGCCCUCCAUAUUAUUUUUCUUUUAAAAGAGCAUUAAGCUGUGUCGUCAGCAAGUCUUUUCAUUAAUGCAGUCAGUGGAGAGCAACUGCGGAAUCCAAUGAGACCACCUCGCCUUCGCAAGAGUUUUUUUUUUUUGGCACACGUCAACGUCGGGGGGCAUGCUAUUUUCCCAGGGUUUCCCAAAUGUUUUGAGUUUAGCCCCAAAUGUAUUUUGAAAAGUUGACAAAUAUGAAACCGGACAAUAGCCUAUGUAAACCUCUGAAAUCAAGUUUCCUUAUUUCAUUGUGCUUUGGCUUUACUGCAUACGGUCUGUUAAAAAUAGACAUGGGGGUUGGUCUUAAAAAAAUCUAGCCUAUAGAAUACGUUUCUUUGCUGUCGGUAGCCUAUGGGCUACUCCGUUUCUGCUUCGCGGUUGAAUAUGCAGCAGGUAGGGGAGGAGCUAACAAGAGCACUAUUUAACUACAGGAAUAGAACUACUGAUCUCUACAACGGUAACUUGAAAAAGUAUCAAAUUUAAUCAUAUAAUUUAACACGUUAUUACAUUAAACGUAAUAAAAUAAUACGUAAUACCAUGAAACACAAUAAUAGGUGCACUCCUGCCACCUACUGAAAAGGGGUGUGAAACGCAUAAUGGAAAGGAAGUUUAAAACUAGAACUACUUUUCAAUAAUAAUAAUAAUAAUAAUAUACAGGUUACUCUUACGAUUACUUAAUGCCAUUUUAAUGUGAAUUUGUAAAUAUUUUAAUGCCUAUAAAUACCGCUACAAGCAGUUUUCCUAAAUUUUGUAUCUUUUGAACUAUCAUUGUAUAUUUGUACUGCACAAUAAAAUUUUGAUCUAUG